UCACAUGACAGAUUUUGGGGGCGAUCCCUCAUUUUGGGGUGGAUCAGUUAGGCGACUAGGCAGCUCCGUCUUUCUGCAAUCGUGAAGGUCCCUGUGUGUAGGGAAUAAUGGAGUGAUCGCUGCGGGGAACCAUAAACGGAAGUACCACUGAGAGGGGCGUUGAUGUAGUAGCUCUGAGCAGCCAUGGUCGUAAGGGGCCUCUCGGAGUACAUUCUGAACAGCUCCCAUCUGCGCAGAGUCAACGUGUCAGUGUUGGCCGAUCACCUGCAGCAAGAGACUGGAAAACGACCCAAACUUCUCCUGAGGAUCUCCACAGCUAAAGCCUGGAUUUGGAACACCGGUGGAGCUGUGCUACGGCAUAUUGGAGACUAUCCCACGUACACGGCUGUCAGUGGACCUGACUUUCACCUGGUCGCAGAUAGAGCUCGCUGCUUCGUCAGAGCUCUGAAGUCUGUUGGGGUUGAUCCUGUGUUUUUCAUCGACGUAUCGUCGGAAGACGCUAGCGAUGGAGAGGUGCUGCAGGAGCAGAAGAAUCAGAUUGCCAGGGAGAUGUCGGACGGCUAUCUGAUACAGCAAAUGUUGGAAAGAACUACAGCCGCGGCGUUGGAGAAUGUGAAACCGAACGAACUGGCAGAGAGGCAGAUUCUGCACUCCCUGAGGGAAGAGGGUGGGGAGCUGGUGUUCUGUACUCACCAGAAGUCGAUGCAAGCCAUUGCUCAGUACGUCCGAAGUCACGAGGAGACGUGUGGAGUGGUGUCCAGUGAGGCUGACUUUGCCGUCGUCAGUGGGUGUGUCCUGUUCCCAAGAAGUGGGUUUGACUGUGAGAACCUAGUCGGACUGCGACGUGGGGUGUCGGUAGAUGAGAACCCAGGUGAGGUUGUGGCCCUUGCCAUCUCCUCCGCUGGUUUGGCCGAGAGUCUCGGGAUCCGCGAGGACCAGUUGCCCGACCUGGCAGUGCUGUGUGGAACUGAGCACACCCGUCUCUUCCUCAGCCGUCUCUCUGUUCUCACUGCUCUGGGGAUCGAGGGUAGCGAUGUGGAUGACAUUGCCGACUGGUUGGAGGAUAGGGAAGGUCCCCUUCUGGAGAAUGAUGUCAUAAAGGGUCUCUGUACUCUGCACCCUGAGUUUAGGGAAGCGCUGGAAAAGUCGUACAGAGCAUUUGCUGUGGGUGAGCCCCCUCUUGUGGAUCCACCUAGUUUUGCCUCUCCUGUAUGUGAGUUGGUAGAGAGGGAAAUUGUGGGGCGUUGCUCUAUGGCAGCUGCUGCCGCUAGGAUGGGAAAUGUAAUGCUGCCUGUCUUACUCGAGAGCCUCACACUUGGCCAGCCAUCCAUUCUCGAGGUGCUUCGUCCUCUACGCUCAACCAUCUACUCGUUGCUAGGGGUGAGUGCGGUGAGCGAGUUUGGUCGCACGGCAACCAAGGCAUGUGUGAAGCAGGUCGUGCCUGUUUGCUCUAGCGUGGAAGAGAGCGUGGCAGCUGUUCAACGGUUGCAGUCGCUGCGAGGGACUGGAGUUGUGGGAGAAGUUAGGGAUCGUGUACAGUCUCUCUACCAUUCCCUCCGUGUUGUCUGUGAGCAGUGUGCUUCAGGUUGUAGAUAGCGCUGUAAAAACCUCGCUAGAAUUCCCCGAAAUGGAGUGCCCUAAACUCCACAAGCUUGCCCUUGUCUGUUGCAGCCUUAGGUUAUUGGCACUUCUCAACCAGUCGGCUUCGCUUGCCAUCAGCAGUGAGGAGAUGGAUGCACUGCUUGUCUCUUGUCUCACGUGUGCAACUGAGGGCAAGGUACUGCCGCACAUUGUUCACGUUCUGCCUUCAAUGAAGGCCGUUACAAUAGCCGAGUGGUUCUGCAUUGUCAUCGACUCUGUCUACCAGUUGUCAGCCAUUGUUGGCAGUGCGGAGGCCUUCCCGGAGCCAAGAAAUGUCUUUUAUCCGAUGGUUUACCUUCCCUACCACCUAGCCCUGGAGCCACACACUAACUUGAACACCCGACAAACGACCGAUAUCAAAUCCGUCAAGGCAGCUAUGGAUUUUGCCCUCUCCCUUUCCUCGGUGCACCAGUUCAAGUUGUCUGUGUUUGAUGCCGAUGUGCCCCAGACCCUGCCUGACCUCAUCACGCGCUGCAACGCUGCACUCGAGGAGGUCCUUGAGAACACGGAGAAACUCCUCCCACGCACCAUGACUGCCCCUCUUUCAGAGCUACUUCGACCCCGGGAGAGGAAGAGCGAGAGUGAGAGCAGUUCGGAUGAAGAUGACGAAGAACAAGAGGAUAAGUCGGAGCGGGUGUGGGACAGGGAGGAGCUCCCAAUCAUGGAGCACAGGGAGAGGAUCCUGGAGCUCAUUGGGAGCCAUCAAGUAGUGUGCAUCGAAGGGGAGACGGGGUGUGGCAAGUCUUCGCAGGUCCCGCAGUUCAUCCUCCAGCGUUUCCCCGUCUCAAAGGUGCUCGUAAGCCAACCAAACUCCCUGGCGGCCAAGAAACUCGCCGAGCGAGUGCAGGAGGAGAUGCACUUGCCUAGCACGGUGGUGACUCACUGUGAUGACCUGCACACCGAGGAGGGCAGUGCUAGACUUAUCUAUGGAACAAAUCGAUUCCUUCUUCAGGCACUGUUAAACAUCCAAAAUGAAGAAGAGGCGUGGUCUUACACGCAUAUAGUACUAGACGAAGUCCACGAUAGAACAACUGACAUUGACUUUGGGAUGUUUCUCGCCCAACAACUGGCAGCUAGAGUUCCCGACCUGAAGAUUGUGUUAAUGUCUGCGACGCUGCAGGGGAAACUCUUCGUGGAGUAUUUCCGACUGGCUCUGGGAGCUGAUCGAGUCUGUGAUCCCUACUUUGUCGGCAUUCGCAGGUUUCCCGUCCAUGUUGUCUUCAUAGAUGAGCUCUCGGAGCUCUUGUCAAGAAGGAGGGACGCCGUCCAAGCGGGAGCCAUGGCGGAUCUGGCUCGCCUGCAGACCAAGCUGGAGGGUAACAGUGCUAUCUUGGCCCACAUGGCAGAGGUGAGUCCCUAUGCACAAGAAGUGUGCAUCAACCUCAUAUUGGCAGUGCCCAAGCCAGGCGAUACAGUUCUGGUCUUCCUGCCCGGGCUUGCCGACAUCAUCGAUCUUCAGUCCUCCCUCUCGAGAAAACUGCGACAGCUGAAGGUCAAGGACCGGUUCAGGAUCUUUGUAUUGCAUGUCCAGGUCCCAACUGAGGACGAGAGAGAGGUUUUCGACAGACCUCAGUCGGGACAGGCCAACAUAAUCAUCUCCACCACAAUUGCAGAGAGUUCAAUUACCAUUCCCCAUCUUACACUUGUGAUCAACUUUGCUAUCCGUCGCUACAUGAUCUACGAUCCAAAGACCCACAUUUCGAAGCUGACUCGUCAGUGGUGCUCCAAAUCCUCCUGUACCCAGCGGGCGGGGCGGGUGGGACGGGUGUCGCCCGGUACUGCCAUACACCUCAUCACACGUGAAGACCACAAGAAACUUGCCGGGUUCAAUCUCUCCGAAAUUGUCUUCUCUCCGCUUGCCAAGACGGUGCUCAAGGCCAAGCAGCUCAUUGCACGUGGCUGUGGCGUCUCUCUUCCCUCCGAGUUGCUGGGCACGUUGAUCGAGCCGCCCUCCCUCCUCCAGUUUCAGUCUGCCCUGCACGACCUGGUAGACAUCGGUGCCAUUCUCCACGACCCACAGCAGCACUCCUCCAUCUCGGAGGACGCAGAGACGACUCUGUUGGGUGAGUUUUGUGUCGGUGUGCCCCUUGACCUCCACCUCUGUCGCCUCGUUCUCCUCGGUAUUCUCUUUGGCUGUCCAAACGAUGCAGUCGUCCUGGCAGCCGGGCUCUCGAUGUACCAAGACAUAUUCACCAUGCCGACCAGAAUGAUAAUGGACAACAUGAAACAGUUCUGUGAGUCUCUCUCAAGAAGUACGUUCUCACGACUAAGUCUUGACGCUGGCUGUUACAGCAAACCCAUCAUGAUACGUAACAUGUUCAUAGAGUGGCUCCGCUUUGCCGAUUCGCACUGGGUUGGCAACCGUAGGGAAAUGGCCACCCACUUUUCCUUCAAGUUCUCCGUGCGUGUGACGCGCCUGCUUCACUUCGAGACUUCGGUCGCUGAUAUUGCUCGUGCCGUGGCAAAAUGGGUUCCCCCAGGCACCAGGUCUCGUCUGGAGCUUGAGACUCUGUCUUGUGUCGACAGACGGAGAGUGGCUGCCCCGAUCCAGUGCAGCAACACAUACUUCACCACCAAGGAGUCCACGGAAUCUUCCGUACCUUCAAUUUCCCUUCGCCCCAAUACUCGGAGUUACGUCCCUCACCAUCUGAGGAACAUGGCUCGCCACCGCCAUCAGAGGGCCUUGCGUCAACUCCACUUCUGCGACAACUACCACCUUUUGAAGAUGCUGAUCACUGCAGCUUCGCCGGGCGAGAUCCUGCUCGGUGAGAGGCACUGCGAUUCCUCACAUCCUGACCUCAAGACCUUUGCCCGCAGGUGUGUCUCGAUGGCAAAGGAGGAAGAUUUUAAACCCAGUCACACUCUCUCCAUGGACCUGUCGGAUACUGCCUCUCUAGAUCUCUGGGCGGAGCAACUCAGGGAAACAAACGAGACCACAAUACGAGAACUCUACAGCAGCUUACCGCCAAAAUUCCGGUUCCCAGUCAGAGUCAGGCUGGACAAAGACACCAACGCUGCGGUCGUUGACUUUAGCGAGGUGGUCGAAGCCAGUCACACUAUAGCCAGGAUUGCUCACAACAGUGGGUACACCCCUGGAUCAACCCCAGUAAACGAAUCGACAGUCCAGCUCUCAGAGCUCUCCCCUGAACUGCAUGUCCUCUGGAGACUCGGGGAGUAUAGGGACAUGUGGGAGGUGGACGAGGUGAACGCUGUGUUUCCCAUAGUCUCCCACCCAAACAAACUAUUGUGGCACGUGAUGGACAAAAGUAGACGACAUGUCGACACUGCCCUACUCAACUUCAGGAACCCCACGGCACUUAUGUGUCUGUUCAAGGAGCCAGCUUACCCGUACCUAGCUGUUGCCUCACGUUCCUUCACGAGUGACAGUCAGGUGACUAUGGCUCCAGACAUGACAGUUCUCCCUCCUCCGCCCCAUAGCUUGGCAACGGUCCUCUCCUUCCAGCCUCCCACCUCCGUCACAGAGCUACUCAUCGAUAGACGGGAGGGAAAGGUGAGGGGAAUGAGACUCAACCACAAUGACAUCCCCUGCAAGGACAUAGACCGGUAUCUGUCAGUGGAGACCCUCAGAGCUAUUAAUCGAUUUCGGCUCUCCCUCUCAAAUGCUCUGUCAUCAUCUCUCAAGGACAGGCGUAUCCAACAGGCAGUACUUGAGUCCAGUGAGCUUCACCAGAGUCUGGCGGCACUACUCACCCUGUCUCCUCCCCACACUUCUACCAGUGAUGAAACCGCUCCACUCCUGACACAACUUGCAGAGACAGAGGUACACUCUGGAGAGCAAACUAAUCCAGUCAACCUCGUGUGGGAGAGAGUUACCCCGGGCCAGCUGGCCGGCAGUGCUGCAGAGGCAGAAGAGGGCGGGGUCUACUACCCUGCGUUGAGGUGCUCACUGGUGGGGUCCCAGCCUUACUCUGAGUCUCCUUCCCACCGUGAUCAGGAGACCACUGCCACACUCUCUCCACCCGUGCAAUACCAGGAGAGCCUGUCUACUAAACUCCUGCUCGAGAGGUUUGAUCGAGUUGAAGACUUGUCAGAUGAUGAUGGCGAGGUUGGUGAUGAUUCAAAAUUCUCCGAGACUGACUGGAGAAAGAACAGAGCUGUGAAGGAGGAAGCAGAAUCGAGUGACUGUGAAGAGACAGAGUCUACGACACCUGCUGAAAAGGAUAGUAAAAUGGAUGGGGCACAUGCAGAGCCCAAGUCAAGUGCAGAGGAAGUGCCGACCCAAAAUAUUUCAUUUCCGUCACUAGUGGCAGCCAAACUGGAGCAAGAGAUAGUCCGCCAUCUCCAGAGGAACAACAAGAUGGAGUUCCUGAGUGAGCUGAGGGUACAGAGGAGAAUUAAACACAUGUGUUCACUCAUCAGAACCACCCUCAACAUCCCGUUCUUUCUGCAGCGACCGAAUGUGUUUCAGGUGAGGGAGGUCGAAGAGGGGGUAGAGGGGGCAGAUGCCGCCACUGAGGGACACGAGUAUCUCAUUGUACUGGACCGCAGCAAGUGGAGGGAGGUGGACAGCGACGAAGAAGAGCCUGUUCUUCCUCCCUCCAUGAGAAUCAUCAGCAGAGCAAAGAGAGCGACUGGAAACCGACCUCCUCCUCCACUGCCUACGGUGACCGAGGGAACACAAACAGAGGCGGUGUCUCGACCAAGUUCUGCCAGUGAGAGGGGACCAGAGAAAGAGGCGAAGUCCAGCCCCUCAAAACCACUGACGGCCACGAGGGCACUGAAACUCUCAGACUCAAAGGCCACGAGUACACCACUCGCUGCAUGUGCUGUGGAAGACAAGAAGACUGAACUAGCAACCAAGAAACCAGAGCCUGCCAAGAAGACUGAGUCAGCAAGGAAGACAGACAGUUCCAAGGCCAGCGGCACUGCCAGAGCAGAGUCCUCUGACCAGACCAAAACUUCCUCGGUGGAGUCUGCCAAGAAGACGGUGACUGUGGUGACCAAGAAGAGAACUCCAGUCGUCGGUUCAGACGAACACCUCGCCAUUUUCAUAUUCGACUACAUCAAGAAGCGAGGGGGAGAAGUGAAACUCGCAAUGCUGAGGAAGGAGACACUUCGGGACUACUACGAUCGCUACCCCAACCAGCGAUGGGGCGGGUACCGCUACCUACGCAAGGCAUUCCUCUUGCAAUACUCCGAAUACUUUCACGUCUAUGAAGACGGUGAUAAGAUCCUCCACGUGAGGAUCGUGGAAGAGAAGAAGUCGGGUGUAGAGAGUAAAUCCAGUAGCAGUAACAGUCCUCCAGCACUAGAGAAGAAGUCUACGAAACAGGCAUCAGCAAAAGGGAGUACCGGUCCUGCAAAGAAGGCAGCAGAGAGUCAAGUUUCUGCCCAGAAAGCAUCAAAAGGAGCCUCAAGUUUGGAAGCAAAGUCGGGGACAGAGAAAGGAAAGGCACCAGUGUCAUUCACCGGAAAACAAGCCAAGAAUGAGGAAGGGAAUGGAGGAAGAGAUAAAGCUGGAAAAGUUGCUGGGAAAGAAGGCGGAAAGCCAGAAACACAAGUUUUCUUUGUCCACGUGCCCGGUUCUUCUCGUCGCUCACAGGAGCCAGUCACUGUGGCUGAGGUAGAGGCUGAGGCGGUCUCUUCCAGCAUCGAACCUUCUCCCUCUCACGGUCUGUCGCAGUUCAGAUCAACGACCCCCACGAGAGACCAGUCCCCCCUCUCUGACACGUCACAGUCUCAGCCCUCCCUGGGUCAGGCGAUGGGAGCAGUGGGCCCGGACAUAGUUCUUCCUGCAGUUGUACCUGCUGCAAUGGCUGCCAUCACCUUCACCACAACAGGCACCGCUCCACCCACAAUCCAACACCCAGCGAUGGUGCCGCUAGCCCACCCCCACCCCCACCCUCUGAAGUACCAGGUGAUGAGAGUAAUGGGUGGAGUUGCAUCAUUGGGCCCUCAAACACAAUCCACUGGAGGGCCUGCUGUGCAAACCACACCCACUCUGCGGCUGCCAGGCUCAACACCACCGCCUCUCCCGGUCCAGCCGGAGGACGAGGAGGUGGAAGAGGAGUGGCACAGUUCCGAGGAGUCGUGGCUCUCCGAGGAGGAAUUCCAGUCUCGGCAGCAGCACGAACAGCACAGCUCACCCAGCCACCUGGCCCAAUAUCUCUACAAUUACCUAUCCACACAAUCGUUCACCUUCGGCUGCCCCAUCGCAGAGCUUGAUGUGCAGUUCAAGAGCUACUAUAGAAAGCAGUUUGGGUCAAGAUUAAAAGUGACAAGGAUUACCGCAGAUUUUGUAAAGACCCGCCCUGAUCUGUUCAAGGUGCAGGACGAGCUGCUCUUGAAGCUGCGAGAUGGAGUUGAUCAGAAAGAGGCAAACUCGUUCAAAGGUCGUCCCUACACUCCUGAGCACAUCAACGACUACUACAGUCGGUACCUGGGCAAGGAAGGAGUGAUCGUUACCAUGACUGAGGCACAAGACGUGUUUGAGAGGGUCUACAAGAAGGAGCACAAGAUGCCCGCCAACCCACUCAUAUGGUUCCUCAGCGACACCUUCUUCAAGCGGUCGUCCCAUCAAUUUGCUCUCUAUAAUGACAUCGUCGUCUUCCCUGUCAGAGGGAAACACUGACACUUUUUGCACCAAAAACUUGUUGAUUUGUACAUAUAAUAUAGACCUGUGACAAUUGUAUGCUGUAUAUAUAGUAACUGUAGUUCUAUAUACAUAAUUUUCAUUGGAGUGGGCCCAAAAUUCUUUGUAGCACGGACUAGCUGGAAAAAAGUCAAGAGAGAAAGAAAGGAUGGUGGUUAGGGUAUGAUCAGGUCUUUCACAAUCUCGGUUGAGGAUGGUGACACGCGAGAGAGGUGGAGAAGGAGAUCUCUGAGUGUAGAACAGUUCCCGAGCCCUCUCCUGAGGCCCUCCUCCACCUCUCCUGCCCCGGGAACCAGAUGGAGGGCCACGACGCGGCGAGACCUGUGCCUGGCUGCGGAGAAGAAGGUGUGGACUUGCUGGUUUUGCAUCAGCUGCAGCUGCGCGUUCUCUGG
Messenger RNA from Geodia barretti, 8646 nucleotides. NCBI's taxonomy places the organism in Eukaryota, Metazoa, Porifera, Demospongiae, Tetractinellida, Geodiidae. The record is from the annotation of a GenBank genome assembly.